AUGGACUUCUUACGCGAACUCUUCACGCACCCCGGAGACCUCAAACUCCUGGGGGCAUGGCUUCAGGCAGCAGCAAGAGGGGAUGUGGGGCAGGGGGUGGCGCAGUGGUGGACCUCGAGUUCGCUAGUGGCUUUGGAGAAACCAGGUGGCGGUGUCCGCCCGAUCGCAGUGGGGGAAGUCUUCCCUCGCCUCCUGGCCCGGUGUCUCGCGGUCGACUACCAUGACGCCAUCAUCCGACACCUGAAGCCGAAAGGGCAGUUUGGGGCUGGUGCGCGGAACGGAGCGGAGACGGUUAUCCACGGGGUGCGCGCUGCAUUGAAGGCUAACCCCACCUGGGGCGUUCUUCAAAUCGAUGUUAAAAACGCUUUUAACUCAGUUUGUCGGCAGGCGCUCUUCAAGGAGUUGGUCAAGGGCCCAUUUGUGGGCAUGACCCCGUUUCUGCGAACCCUCUACGGGAGUCCCUCCCCACUCUUGUACAGAGCCGAUGCAACACGGCACACCUUGUGGUCGCGAACAGGAGUGAGGCAAGGGGAUCCUCUGGGGCCGUUUCUCUACGCACUAGCACAACAACCUGCUCUGGAGGCGGUGAAGGCGGCGCACCGAGACGUCUUCUUAUGCAGCUAUGCGGACGAUACGUACCUGCUGGGGGAGCUGGACGCGAUUGGAGCUGCUUUCCCUUCCCUUUGUAAGGAGCUUCAGGGGAUCGACUUGGAAGUCUCGCAGAAAAAGUGCCAGUGGUACGCGCCGAGUGGCAAGCGGCCGUCCGCCGACAACCCGCUCUGCGAGAUGACCGAGGCUGCGGAGGGCCUUGUGAUCCUGAACGACGACAGCUUACUCAACCCUGGCAAGGUUAACAAGGCAGCGCAGACGCAGAUCACUCUACCGGAACGGAUGGGUGGCUUCGGGGUCCAAUCAGCCGCGAGGACAGCUGACUUGGCGUAUGUGGUCAGCCUUCUUAGUGUCGCUGGGACCCUGAAGUCCUUCUUUCAGAUGGGAGGGAAGAGCAUUCUCGGAGUCGAGGACAGCGAGGCGCCUUUCCCGCCCAUCUUUGAGGAGGCUGAGUCGGCGCUGAAAAGGCUUCCAGAAAAAGUCCGCACGAAGCUGCCUACGUGGAAGACAGUCGGGGAGAGAGGGCUUGAACGCGGAACUUUCACGGUUUUGGCACGGGAGCUGCAGAUUGAGGCUUUGAACGGGAUCCGGAAGUCCCUUAACCGGCCCCGCCACAAGGCCCGAUUGACCAGUUUGCAGCUGCAGAACGCGGGCGCGUGGGUCUCGGCUCUACCGUCUCGACCGGACCUCCAGCUCGAAAGCGACGACUGGGCGAUUGCGGCGAACCUUCGGUUGGGUCGGGACAUCCCACACCUCAUUCAGGCGGGGACUUGCUCGUGCGGGAAGGACUUAUCCACUUGUAACGCGGCGGGGCAUGCUCUCAGGUGCUCCACCAAGUACGCGCCGUCUAUCCCCCACAAUGCCAUCCGGGACCAUGUGGCGAUGGUCUGCAGGGAGGCGGGCAUGCAGACGACGAUGGAGGAUAAGGCUUUUUUCGGUGGGAAGCCGAUCCCGGAUGUCGUGAGUCUCCACACGGACAGCGGGAAGACCUGGGUGAUGGAUGUGGUCAUCGCGGAUCCGCACGAUAACAAUGCCAACUGCCCGGAGACCAAGCCAGGAGCGGCCCUCAAUGAAGCCGUUCGUCGGAAGAAGGUGACCUACAAGGAGGCGGUGACGAAAGGAGGGAAGCGGAUGGAGAAGACCACCAAAGUGAUUCCGUUGGCUACGGAGAUCUAUGGGGGUUGGUCCAACAGCUUCUCCGACUGCGUAAAGGACAUUGCAGCAACCACUUCGAAGCGGCUUGGCAGACAGUCGGGGCAAACCACCGACCUCAAAUCUCUCAUCUGCCGGAGCAUCGCUCAACGCAUUGGAGUGACGCAGCAACGUUCUCAAGCGGUCAUGAUUCGGCACAGGUUGCGCGCAGCAGUGGAGGCCAAGGGAGAAACGAUGUACCAAGACGCAGGGAGGACUUUUGACUGGAUGGGCUCUCAGCCACCCGCUCCCUGCGACAUUGUGGUAGGAAGGGUAGAUUUCUGA
Molecule: messenger RNA, 2085 nt
Organism: Closterium sp. NIES-65
Lineage: Eukaryota; Viridiplantae; Streptophyta; Zygnematophyceae; Desmidiales; Closteriaceae
Source: the annotation of a GenBank genome assembly